Dentiscutata erythropus is the source of this 257-nucleotide messenger RNA. The record is from the annotation of a GenBank genome assembly. NCBI's taxonomy places the organism in Eukaryota, Fungi, Glomeromycota, Glomeromycetes, Diversisporales, Gigasporaceae.
CAAUUACAGAUCCAAUUAGAAUAAUACCAGAUACACUAGAAACAAUUCCAAUAAUUAAUGUAGGUGUACUCGGACUUUCAUCAUUAGUUGGAACUGGAGUUGAAACUGGAGUUGGUCCACGUUUGUUUAUGAACCUUGGGUUAAAAGUUAUAGAAAGUCUUUUUUUCCACUGCAAAACUCCAUUUCUUGAUUUGAACAGGGAUUUAAAUCUUUCAUUUUCUUAUAUUUCUUUCGAUUUGCGCAAGCGUCAAAUAAGA